Eimeria tenella is the source of this 609-nucleotide messenger RNA. Its product is annotated as ADP-ribosylation factor-like protein 1, putative. Gene Ontology annotation, molecular function: GTPase activity; GTP binding. Gene Ontology annotation, cellular component: cytoplasm; Golgi apparatus. The transcript is spliced from 5 exons. The record is from RefSeq and is a predicted model, not a curated record. Lineage: Eukaryota; Apicomplexa; Conoidasida; Eucoccidiorida; Eimeriidae. Gene Ontology annotation, biological process: vesicle-mediated transport; intracellular protein transport. The coding region runs from base 1 to 609 and encodes 202 amino acids.
AUGGGGGCCUUCAACAGCUGCUUCUCCAGCACUUUGCGGCUUUGCUGCUCCAAAAAGGUGCACCAGAUUCGCGUGGCGGGGCCGGCCCAAGCGGGCAAAACUUCCAUCAUAAAGUGGAUGAAGUACAAGAGUUUCUUCAAGCUCGCCCCCACCGAGGGAUUAGAAGUCGACAGAAUCGACUACCCUGACACAGCCCUUGUCAUGUGGGAUACGCGCCAGCACUUUGAAGACAUGGUGAGGCCCCACCAGCUGGACAUUCGCUGCAUCAUUUUCGUGGUCGACAGCGCAGACCCGGGCCGGCUCCGCGUGGCCAACCGCUCGCUGGACCGGCUGCUGCGGGACCUCCCCAACGCCAGCAUUCUGCUGGUCUUCGCCACCAAACAAGACCGUCCCGGCGCUCUUUCUGUUGCGGACAUUCAGCAGCAACUAAACCUCCACCAGCUCGUCGACAAGGAGUGCGGAGUCUUUGCAUGCAGCGCCAAAACUGGAGAAGGAAUCGAAGAAGGAGUCUCGUGGCUCAUUCGGCAGCUGAAGCAGCAAGACGGCGCCAGCUGCGCAUGCGAAGCAGACUCCGCAAUUCCCUGCUUCCUGCAGCAACUCCCAGUCUAG